AUGCAUCCCCGGCGGCUCGCCAACGAACAUGCGCUGCAGCAUCUUCUCCGUGACCCAGAGAUUCUUCGAGUAACCGAUAAAGUAGGUCCCGAAUUCAGACUUCCCCGGCGAUCCAAAGGGCAUAUUGUCUCGGACGAUGGCAUGCUCGUCGCCUUCCAUCUCGAUCGUGGCGAGGGACUUGUGCGACUGUUGCGACUGGGCAGGCGCAUCGUCAAGCUCAAUAUUGUCCAGCUUUGUCCGCCCGAUGAUGGCUUCUUGCGUUUCAGUCCGCAGGGCCUGCCACCCGUCCAUAUCGUGGAGGUACUUCUGGACGACGACGUAGCUGCCCCCCGCCGAGUCUGGUUCGUCCUCUUGAGUCACGAAGGCUGCCUCCGAGGCUUCGGGACCGACGGGAUUCGCCGUGCCAUCGACGAAUCCCAGAAGAUCGCGGGCGUCAAAGUAUCGGAAUCCGACAGUCUCGUCAUCCACCGUCACGGCACUGCCCAGACGCUGCAUCAGCUGCCUCUCAAACUCAAAACACAGGUCCCUCCUGUCGGCCCUGAUGUGGAAGAACACGGCCGUGUGUUUUGCGCCGCGGAUCUCCUGGAACGGAUGCAGCUCCUUCGGCUGUGGCAGACUGGUCAAGCGACUCCAGAUGGAACUGCCAAUGCCAACAGUGCAGCUGAGCCUGCCAUCCGGAUGUCGGAUGGAGAUGUUCUUAGUGAUGUCACUGAUGCUGGAUAG
Clonostachys byssicola is the source of this 723-nucleotide messenger RNA. NCBI's taxonomy places the organism in Eukaryota, Fungi, Ascomycota, Sordariomycetes, Hypocreales, Bionectriaceae. The record is from the annotation of a GenBank genome assembly.